UCCGUAGCCAUUUUGGCUCAAGCUUGGGUCACAAAGAAAUCGCUGGCUUUCGCUGAGAAGCUCUAGCUUUGCCGCUCGGCUCCCUUCGGCGCCAUGGCUCUUGUGCUCCUCGCAGCUGCUGCGCUCCUGGCCCGCACCUCCCUCGCGGGUCGCGGGAACGUUGACCUGGAGGUCCGCGGCGGUGCGCACGUGAAGGCUGUGAAGGCCCACCAGUCCCAGGAGAUGUCCGAAAUCAGGGACCUGCUCCGCGAGUUGCAGGAACGUGUCGACAGGCUGGAGGCCGCGCAUAACAGCUCGGAGUCGUUGGACGUGCGCAAGUACCAAACAGCCUGCUCCGAACCGCACAAUCUGUAUCUUGAAGUGUCUUCUGGCCAGCUGUGGGUGGUCAAGUACGGCGCCAAGGAGGCUUUAACGGGCAAUACAAUCUCGCAGUCAGUUGCAUGUUGGCAAUCGAAUCCGAUGCUCUCGAGUUCUGCUUACACGCCUGGUACAUUAAUUCCUCUUCAGGGCUGUUACGAUGGUUUCGAUCAAGUUCACAGCGCGUUCAAUCAAGUCCGGUAUGCGAACAGAGUUGAUGAUGACCUUUGUGUGUUCGAUUCUGCUAAGAAGUUAAUGUGUGGUGGUGAGAAGUGUCAGUCCGCGCCAAACUAGGCCAGACGAAGCAGUAUGUGCCUGUCCAGUUGUCGUGAAAUGAACGGGUCUCCAACCUCGUUCGGGCCUGCAUCUCGCUGCACCGACAGAACUACUUCUCGACUGAGCCCGGCCGCUAGCCCGAGUUGAGUAACCAGAAUAGUGGUACGUACAUGUAGCGUGGUUUGUGUGGGCUGAGGGCAGCACCAGGGUAAAAAAAAAAGCCCACCAA
Prorocentrum cordatum is the source of this 862-nucleotide messenger RNA. The record is from the annotation of a GenBank genome assembly. NCBI's taxonomy places the organism in Eukaryota, Dinophyceae, Prorocentrales, Prorocentraceae.